AAGUAUAAUCCAAACAACCUACUACACUUCAGUCGGUUAAUGAUAGCGGUGUUAGUUACUUGGACUUCUUCAUUCGUCCAACGUGCUUUAUUCAUUAACUUAUUACUAGUCGUGUUCGAAGAUUCUCGACACCGAAAAUAAUAUACGAGUAAUUAUGCGUUAUAUGAGUAUUUUCGUGUACUGUGCAUAUUUCGCGUUCGCGUUAGUUUUAGCUGAUCGCGAUGAUGUUGUUUUUCCAGACAGUUUGGGAUCUAGAAACAGACAUUUACCUCCUACAUGGCAAAGACCAGCUGCUACACCUUCGGAGUCGCCAAAAUCUCGAUUAUCAAAAUCCAUACCAUUGGAUAUGAUAAUGAGGAUGAACUCAAUUACCAAAGAAGAAGAUUUUAUUAAUCAGUUCAUCGAACCAGAUCCUUUGGAUCGAUUAUCACCCGCCACUAAUCGAGGAGGACAAUCUGGCGAUCCAGAUGGAUUCAGAUCUGCUAAAAGGUUAAGUCGACUCUCAGAAGAUCGCCAGUCAACCAGGGAUACGGAAAUAGAAAGUUCUCACAUAGCUUUGAACUAUGCAAGUUUGGGCAACGGUCGCUUGGGUGAUGGUGCUGCUACUAGUCGGUUUGGUGGUGCUGAAGGAGACAAUCAAAAUGAAAAAAAAGCUCCAUCGCCAAAACCAGCCAAUUGUCAACCUGAGCUGAGAACUGUGAACUUACGAGAUGUCGAAGACCCAACUUUAUUCUACUUCCCAAGCUGUACCAGAGUCGAUAGAUGUGGCGGAUGUUGUUCUCACGAUUUACUCAGUUGCCAGCCUACUAACAUGGAUUAUAAAAAUUUCUCAGUAAUAGUAGCUCAAUACACUGGUAGCAAUAAAUUAGAACCACGUGGUCGAAAAAUAGUCACCGUAGAAACCCAUACAAAAUGUAAAUGUGAUUGCAAGAUUAAAGCCAAAGAUUGUACGUCGUUGCAACAAUACAAUAAAUCAGAAUGUCGUUGCGUGUGUACGAACAAAGAAGCAGAAAUCGCUUGUCAUAAAGAUAAACUCAGGUUAUGGAAUCCUUCGACUUGCUCUUGUCCAUGUCGAGAAACAUUAGAUUGUAGCACUGGACUCGUUUUUGAUGAUAAUUCAUGCAGCUGUGUAGCAUACUCGCAACCAUUCCAACCAUCGUACAAUACUCUUGAUCGUACCAGAUACAGCAUAGGUUACCCACAACAAUAAUGUAAAUUUUUUUCAGUAUUAUUACCGUGUGCCAUUAGAUGAUUUUUUUUUUUGUAAAUUAUUUAUUAUUAUUUAUUCGCAAAGUCAUAUUUGUACAAUUGUGAUUUCCUUGUUCUUUUUUAUUUUGUAAAUUAUUAAUAAAUAAAAAACAAUUCUUUUUUUUAAAAAUAUACAUUUAUUUUAAAA
Molecule: messenger RNA, 1396 nt
Organism: Planococcus citri (citrus mealybug)
Lineage: Eukaryota; Metazoa; Arthropoda; Insecta; Hemiptera; Pseudococcidae
Gene: Pvf1
Product: PDGF- and VEGF-related factor 1
Exons: 8
Coding region: 155-1210 (351 amino acids)
Biological process (GO): positive regulation of protein autophosphorylation; positive regulation of cell population proliferation
Cellular component (GO): membrane
Molecular function (GO): growth factor receptor binding; growth factor activity
Source: RefSeq, a predicted model, not a curated record